AUGAGUGCUGGGCGUUCUCGUUCUAUUAAAGAGUUUUUUAAAUGCAAAGAAUUAGAAAGUCAACAGGAGGAUGAUAACCCAUUUCUUUCCGCGUCUUCUGAUGAAGAAACCGAACGUAGAGACCUUAGCGAUUCGGCAAACCAAGGUAGGUGCUUUUACGUUUUUAAUUUAUAGUAUACGGGUAGUAUAGUAUAUUUAUGACUUUAGCUAGCGACUCAACAUAUUGCCUAUUCUGUUUUAUAAGCCAGUAAAUCGCUAAAUCCUAAAGUGAAGAAUAUGUUAAAAUAUCUAAGUUAUAUAUUUUACUUUAUACUUAUACUGCAGACGAAAGUUUUGGUGACGAACACCAACCAAUAACAGUCUUGGAUAAAAAUAUUAAUGAUCAUCAGGUAUAUUUAUAAUUUCUAUAUGAACACUAUAAUCUAUAUAUAAAGUUUAUCAGUACUAUAAAGACUGUAUAUACAGGUUAAGUAUUUCAAACAUAACUUAUAUUGUACUGGAUUUUACGUAUUACUGCUAGGUUUCAAACUUAAUGUCAGCUAAUCAUGCACAUACGAAAUUCAUUUUCCAGGGUAGUGCUAAAUGCAAAAAUAUAUGUUGUGCUGAAGACUCAAGUGAACCUUUUCAACCACGUUCUAAAACUAUCCUGGAAAAAACAUCUCAAGCUUCUGGUGUUGAAAAAAAUUUUCGGGUUAAGACAUUUCAAGUUGUUUGGUAUAAUAAUUAUUCUUGGAUUACAUUAUGUGGCACAAGCUAUUUAGUCUUCUGCCACUACUGCCGAAAAGCUAAGCAAAAAGGAUUUUGACAUUCAGUUCAAAACAAGAAAAAGCCUUCACUCUGGAUGGUUUUGGUAAUUGGAAGAAAGCUCUUCAGCGGUUUAAAGAACAUGAGAGUAGCCAAUGUCAUAAGGAAAGCAUGGAGAAAAUUAUCCUAAUGCAUCAACCUUCAGUUGCUAGUAAGUUAGCAACUGAACUUGAAAAUUCUCAAGCAUUGCACCGCACAUUGUUGAAAAAAGAGAUAUCUUCCAUUAAAUAUCUUCUCAGACAAGGAAUGCCUUUACGAGGUAAGAGACAAGAAGGCUGUUAUUGAUUAUUUGAUUUGGAGAUAUUGAACAACUACUUUUAAGAGCUGCCAAUGGAAAUCACUUUGUCAUUAAAGAAACGAUUUCUGACAUUUACGCGAACGAUCUUGACUUGGUUCGUCUGGAGUUACAUUUGAAGAUGCUGCCCGAUCUGGUUAAAUGUUCGAAUUCUGCAGUGCCAAUAAAGGAGGUCACCAAACUUGAAACCCUGUGCAGUUUAAUUGCUGAAAAUCCCAACAACCGUAAAUUGUUUUCCGAGGUUGACAAGCUGCUUAGGCUAUUCCUUACAGUUCCAGCAACUAGCGCAACGGCGGAAC
Paramuricea clavata is the source of this 1398-nucleotide messenger RNA. NCBI's taxonomy places the organism in Eukaryota, Metazoa, Cnidaria, Anthozoa, Malacalcyonacea, Plexauridae. The record is from the annotation of a GenBank genome assembly.